This is a messenger RNA of Pristis pectinata (smalltooth sawfish), 4580 nucleotides long. It is a transcript of the gene ano1a, whose product is annotated as anoctamin 1, calcium activated chloride channel a. The record is from RefSeq and is a predicted model, not a curated record. NCBI's taxonomy places the organism in Eukaryota, Metazoa, Chordata, Chondrichthyes, Rhinopristiformes, Pristidae. Gene Ontology annotation, cellular component: plasma membrane. Gene Ontology annotation, biological process: chloride transmembrane transport. The transcript is spliced from 25 exons. Bases 141 to 3128 code for a protein of 995 amino acids. Gene Ontology annotation, molecular function: protein dimerization activity; chloride channel activity.
GCGAGAGGGAAGACGAUGGGAAAGCGUAAAAGGUUGGCUUUUUUGUUUGUGCAUUGCACAGGCAUAGACCCUAAAAAGGGAACUUGCUGUUUCCUGCCAGCAGUGCACGAUCACAGACCGGCAGACCGGACGAGGUCGCCAUGGACAGGAAUGGCUAUGAUCUGCGGAGAGUUUGCGGCCACCGCAACAGACCAUUGCAUACAAGCAAGGGUAACAGAAACACUGCAGUUCUGCCCGAGUCUGAGGAGAAACUACAAUCAUUCGAUAACCCCAUGAUGUUUCACAAUGAGAUGCACUGCUCUAAACCAACAGACAAAAAAGAUGUUGACAUUAUCAAUAUAAAAGGGAUUGAAGAUAUAGGCUAUGCACAGCCAGAAUCCGUGGUUUUGAAUACAUUUUCUGCAGACCAGGAUGCUCGUCAUACAAGUGGCUUGUAUUUCCAAGAUGGAAAGCGCCAUGUGGAUUAUGUGCUGGUAUAUCAGUAUAAGAAAUCAAACCGCAAGGGGUUAAGUUCACGCCACCGGGGUUCGGUAGGAAGUCGGCAGCAGGAAGUGGACGUUCAACCUAACAUGCAGCCGUCGGAUUUCCCGGAGGAUGACCAGAGAUUGCGCCGGGAAGAGUUCGAACUAAAUCUCCUUGAAGCUGGACUGGAACUAGAGAGCGAUGAGGAGACUAAAGCUUAUGGCCUAGGAUUUGUGAAGAUACACACACCGUGGCACGUGCUGUGCAGAGAGGCAGAAUUUCUCAAGAUUAAGAUGCCCACCAAAAAGGUGUACGAAGUAAAGCAGAAAACUGGGAUCCUCAACAAAAUCUCGAAUAUUUUACAUAAAAUUACUUCACCUUUACGACCAAAAGUAGAAGAGCAGAACAAUGUUACAUUCAAGCAUCUGUCCUACCCCUUCUCCAGAGAGAAGAAGCACUUGUUUGAUCUUUCUGAUAAAGAUAACUUUUUCAGCAGUACAACGAGAAGCACAAUAGUUUAUGAAAUUCUAAAAAGAACAACCUGCACCAAAGCCAAAUACAGCAUGGGGAUCACAAGUCUUCUUGCCAGUGGAGUUUACGUUGCAGCCUAUCCUUUGCAUGAUGGUCAUUACAGAGGGGAGUCCGUAGAAGAAAAUGACAGAAAGCUUCUCUACGAACAAUGGGCUAGCUAUGGAAUAUUUUACAAAUACCAACCACUGGAUCUCGUUAGGAAGUACUUUGGUGAGAAGAUUGCAUUUUAUUUUGCCUGGCUUGGAGUGUACACACAAAUGCUGAUUCCAGCUUCCACUAUAGGAGUCAUAGUGUUCCUGUACGGAUGUGCAACUGUUAACGAGAAUAUUCCCAGCAUGGAGAUGUGUGACCACCGGGCAAAUAUCACCAUGUGUCCGCUGUGUGACAAGACCUGCAGUUACUGGAAGCUGAGUAGUACCUGUGCCACUGCGCGAGCAAGUCAUUUAUUUGAUAAUCCUGCCACAGUUUUCUAUUCCAUUUUCAUGGCGUUAUGGGCUGCCAUGUUCUUGGAACACUGGAAAAGGUGCCAAAUGAGGCUGAAUUACAAAUGGGAUCUUACUGGAUUUGAAGAGGAUGAGGAUCAUCCACGGCCUGAGUACGAGGCCAGAGUUCUGACUAAAGUUCUGGAAAAAGAACUUCAAAAGAAAGAAGAGACUGAAAAGGAGAAACUGACUUGGAAGGACCGUACCCCAGCUUAUCUGACAAAUAUAGUCAGCAUCCUAUUCAUGAUCGGCCUGACAUUUGCAAUAGUCUUUGGAGUGAUCCUGUACCGAAUCUCUACAGCAGCAGCUAUGGCCGUGAGCCCUGAUCCAUACGCCAAAGCUAACGUCCGAGUCAUUGUCACGGCCACUGCAGUUAUCAUAAAUCUUGUGGUCAUUCUUAUUUUGGAUGAAGUCUAUGGUUCCGUUGCUAGAUGGCUGACAAAAAUUGAGAUUCCAAAAACGGACAAAAGUUUUGAGGAAAGAUUAAUUUUUAAGGCUUUUCUGUUGAAGUUUGUGAAUGCCUACACACCAAUCUUUUAUGUUGCAUUUUUCAAAGGCAGGUUCACAGGUCGACCUGGAAAAUAUACCUAUAUCUUUCGCAACAUGCGCAUGGAAGAGUGUGCUCCUGGAGGUUGCUUGAUGGAGUUGUGCAUUCAACUGAGCAUCAUCAUGCUGGGCAAACAACUGAUACAGAACAACCUGUUUGAAAUAGGCAUUCCAAAACUGAAAAAGCUGAUACGAUACAUAAAGGCAAAAAGAGAGGCCAAACUGGAAACGGAAAGCAAUUGCAAGAUCCCUCGCCAAUAUGAAUCAGACUACAAUCUUGAGCCAUUUGCUGGUCUGACUCCAGAGUACAUGGAAAUGAUUAUCCAGUUUGGAUUUGUGACCCUGUUUGUGGCGUCCUUCCCGCUUGCUCCACUGUUUGCUCUGCUGAACAAUGUCAUUGAAAUCCGCCUGGAUGCUAAAAAGUUUACCAGUGAACUCCGAAGACCCAACGCAGCGAAAUCAAAAGACAUCGGUAUCUGGUACAACAUUCUCAGAGGGCUUGGGAAGUUGGCAGUCAUCAUUAAUGCAUUUGUGAUCUCAUUCACUUCUGACUUCAUUCCACGCUUAGUCUUCAUGUACUUGUACAGUCCAGAUGGCACAUUGAACGGGUUCACCAAUCACACACUGUCCUACUUCAAUGUGAGCCACUUUGAGCCAGGAUCAGAGCCACUUGAGCCCAUGGCACUUGGACACAAGGUUGACAUGUGCAGGUACAAAGACUACAGAGAACCUCCAUGGUCUUCACAACCAUAUGAUCUGUCAAAGGAAUUCUGGUCAGUCUUAGCAGCCAGGCUGGCAUUUGUCAUCAUUUUUCAGAACCUAGUUAUGUUCAUGAGUGAUUUUGUAGACUGGAUGAUCCCAGACAUUCCAAAGGAAAUCAGCGAACGCAUAUCGAAAGAAAAGUUAUUAAUGGUGGAUCUUUUCCUGAAAGAGGAGCAGACAAAGCUGCAAAUAGUGGAGGCACUUUCAUCGCAAGAGAAAGAGAGGACAGAGGAAAACAUUGACGGAUGUCCCACAGAAAAUCCGACGGAGCUGUCUGAAAACUGCACGGCCAGUGCAGAUACUUCCCAAUCCCAUUUUAUAAAUACAGAAAAGGAAGUAAUUUAGGAACUGAUUUUAAAGUAACAAGUUUCUUUAGUUGGGGCAUUCCACAAUGUGGCAAGGUGUCACUUUAAUGGAGCAGCAAUAUCUUGAAGGGCAUUAAUUAUGCCUUCAGUGGACGGCUUAAGUUUGCUGCUGUUCAUGUUGCCAUUUUGAAAAUGUUGAUGCAAGAAUCACUUUCUUUACAGAUGAGGUGGACCAUGAUUUAACUGUUUAAAAAAAAUAUAUCUAUUUUUACACAGUGCAAUGCAGGGAACGUCACUGUUUUGUAUUCCACAGGAAUGUUUCAGAUAUUUUCCAUUUCCUACAUAAUACAAGCCAACUUAUCCUGCAGCUUGGGGAAAAUUUCAUCACAAUGAAGGCAAUAGUUUGAGCUUUUUUUUGUUAAAAUUACAAUUAUUUUAGGUUCUGUAUUUUACAUAUGAUAUAAUUAGUUGUCAUUUGCAUUUCCUCUUUUGCUGCUUGUUUCUUUGGGUAAAGGAAGAGUCUACCCUUCUAACACGCACCCCUACUCCUUCCAACUCUUAACACCCUCCAUUUGAAGUGAUUACAACUUGACCAAACAAGGCACCUUCACUUCAAAUCGAGGUUUCCAUUCAUUAAGAGCUCUCCACUAGCAAUUUGAAAGAGUGCCUAUUUUGGAUAUAGUGGUCUAGAGGGAAGCAGGGAAUACUGACUAGGAAUCUGAAACUUGUUUCUGUAGUCACAGAAUUAAUAGCCCAGAAGCAGCUUUGUAUUUGCAUAUCACCUUUCCGUGUUUGUGUAAUUAAUGGAAAAUUCUGGAAUACCUUCCACAGCAGUACUGUCCUUUUGCCUUCACCAGCACUGCUAACACGAGCAUGUGAAAACAGCCCCAGCCCAGAUGAUUUCACACAGGAGUUGGUGGCUGGUGUUGGGACUCGCCAGUGCCUGGAUGUUUCACGAACCCAAUUUUCUCUCUCGACAAUGUCACCUGCCGCAUGAUGGUUUUCACAAAUGGGCUUUAGGGAGUUUGUAGUUAGUUUCAAAUCAUGCAAAUCCUUUACAAAUGUCAGCAGGAUCUUGAUUAGAGUAUAAACCAUUUACUAACUUGUGUAGAUAGGUUAUUAGCAUCCAGUGACUAGAUUGGCUGAAUAAAGGGGAUUAAUUCCUGGUGGGAUCCCAAAUUCUAAGAAUUGUUUCUUAAUGGAAAAAAUAGUGGGGACACGUUUUAGGAUCCCAUUCCGAACUGAGACAGAAUUGUAUUCAGUAGAGUUUCUGGAUGCUGCUUCUCUGAUACAGGAGACUAAACUGUAUGAAGAAAGGUCUAGCCCUUCAUAGUUUGAUAGACCCUUUAACUUCCUGUCUCUUUCUCUUUCUCUACAUAUCCCUGUUUCCUCUUCUUUUCCUCUUAUUGUUAAUGAAACUUACUGUAGGUUUUUUUCUUAAAGGGAUCUCUAACUGUUGAAUUAAUAUUAGUGCCUUUGGCAGACUAUUACA